AGCUAAGAUGCUAACCGCUAUAAUGGACGCCAUACAGGGUUUUGGGGUGAGCAGCACCCACUACCUGCAGACCAACUAUCAGGAUGCCCAGGGCCUGUUUCUCUGGGUGUCCUGGGCGGCUGACCUCAGGAACACCUUUUUCAUCUUCUUCCCGCUUUGGUUUCACCUGCGGGCAUCAGUGGGCAUUAAGCUCAUCUGGGUGGCUGUGAUUGGAGACUGGCUGAACUUGGUGUUCAAAUGGAUUCUGUUCGGGGAGAGGCCUUACUGGUGGGUCCAUGAGGCGCCUUAUUAUGCAAACUCUGUUGCUCCUCACAUUGAGCAGUACCCCAUGACCUGUGAGACAGGACCAGGCAGCCCCUCCGGCCACGCUAUGGGAGCUGCAGGUGUCUACUAUACCUUGGUGACCUCGAUCCUCGCCAUCAUGACCAGCAAGAAGAAAUAUGGAAGCAAGAAAUCUGCCAACAAAGAAUGGUAUUUGAAGGCCAUUCUGUGGACACUGUUCUGGGGAGUCCAGGUGUGUGUCUGUCUCUCAAGAGUCUUCAUCGCUGCCCACUUCCCCCACCAGGUCAUUGCUGGUGUUAUCACGGGUAUGAUAGUGGCUGAAGCCUUCAACAGAACUCAGUGGAUCUACAGCGCCAGCAUGAAGAAGUACUUCUACACGACCCUCUUCUUGACUUCCUUCGCCGUCGGCUUCUACCUGCUGCUCAAGGCUGUGGGUGUGGACCUGCUGUGGACCCUUGAGAAAGCCCAGAAGUGGUGCGUGAGGGCCGAGUGGGUCCACCUGGACACCACACCCUUCGCCAGCCUCCUGCGCAACAUGGGUACCCUGUUCGGCCUGGGCUUGGGCCUGCACUCCUCCCUCUACACCGAGACCAAGAAGAGCAGCAGCACGUUGGUCAAAGCAGGCUGCAUCAUCAGCUCUCUGGUCCUGCUGCACCUGUUUGACUCCUUCAAGCCUCCCACGCACACCGCAGCCCUCUUCUACCUGCUGUCCUUCUGUAAGAGCGCCACUGUGCCUCUGGUCACCGUCAGUAUCAUCCCAUACUGCGUGAACGGAGCUCUGGGCCUGCAAAACAAAAAGGGAGUGUGAACAACAAACUCAGAUUAUAAAGACUUAUAAAAUGGGAGUGCAAAGUAGUCUCUUCCAGGAUCAAAAAAACUUUACUCAGGUGCUUAUUGCCAAGUGAUCAUCAGGAGACACCUAAGAGAUCAAUGGGAAAUUGUCAUUAGUGUCAAUUGGAUUCUGAAGUCUGUGAACACUGUGUGACACUAAGUGAAAGCACUAUCCACAAUGCCCAGUGGCACUUACAAAGACUCAUGUUUUGAAUAUAGCAAAGUAAGAUCAUUAUAAUUGUUUCAGAAUCCUGGAAAAGGACAAACAACAUUAACACAAGAGUCUAGCAAAUUAAUGUUUGCUUACAGUUGCUGUG
This is a messenger RNA of Thunnus maccoyii (southern bluefin tuna), 1430 nucleotides long. It is a transcript of the gene g6pc1a.2, whose product is annotated as glucose-6-phosphatase catalytic subunit 1a, tandem duplicate 2. Gene Ontology annotation, cellular component: membrane. Gene Ontology annotation, biological process: gluconeogenesis; glucose 6-phosphate metabolic process. The transcript is spliced from 5 exons. The record is from RefSeq and is a predicted model, not a curated record. Lineage: Eukaryota; Metazoa; Chordata; Actinopteri; Scombriformes; Scombridae. Bases 8 to 1090 code for a protein of 360 amino acids. Gene Ontology annotation, molecular function: glucose-6-phosphatase activity.